Molecule: messenger RNA, 1216 nt
Organism: Dissoconium aciculare CBS 342.82
Lineage: Eukaryota; Fungi; Ascomycota; Dothideomycetes; Mycosphaerellales; Dissoconiaceae
Exons: 1
Coding region: 275-1078 (267 amino acids)
Source: RefSeq, a predicted model, not a curated record
GGUAUCUUCGAUGUUAUCAUUCUCAUAUAUCAUCCCAAUCAUUACUACCAGUGGAUGCGCUUGGAAAAAGGCAUUGCUUGUAGCAAGUGUACCGCACAAAAGCCUUUGCGACUUCGACCUCAUGAUUGGGACCUUGGACGACCAGCUCACCUCGUUCGUGUCUUGGAACAGUCAAAUGCUACAGCUAAGCCGACAGCCCACCCAAAGUACCUUGCUUGAAACAAUCCCGACGAUAUUUCAAGUCUUCUCUUAAGGCUGUUUUUCAGCUGCAAGCAUGAUUUCUUACAUCUCCGCUAUGAUCCUGGCAAGCACUGCACUCGCAUCAGGAGUCACGGCUGCUGUCACAGAAGCUACAAGCCCGGUUCCAGGCGUGCUCGAAGUGGACCUUAUCUUUCCUCGCAACGGUAGCUUUCAGCCUGUGGCGCAGAUGCCGGUCGUCUUCGCACUACAAAACCCAUCACUCGCAACGUCAUUAGAUGGCGAUCUAGGAUGGGAUCUCACCAACGAGCGAAAUGAUACGGUCGUUUUCUUACCCAAAUCAUAUAUCAGUCUCGACAGCUUUGUCGAAUAUGGCAAUAGCACCUCACCCUUUGCCGUUUACUAUUUGCCGUUCAACACAAGCGGAGAGGAAACAACUUGGACGUUCACCUGGGGCGUGAGCUACACCAAAUGGGAUCGUGCUUCAAACGGUUUACUCGAGAGCACUAGGAUCUCCGAUGGCAAGACCGUCGUGUUUACGACGAGCAGCAAAGAAAUGCCGCCGAACCUGCAAGCUGCCGCUUCUGAAGAUGCAUGUGCAAUGAGCAGCCAUCUCGUCUACAACGUGACCGAGAUCUUGCCGAAUCAGAGCACAUACCAAGCUGUUUUCGGUGCAACACCAACCGCAAGCCCGUGUGCUGUGUCGAUCAAUUCAGCCGCAGCUUCGAGCAUGUCUGCCUCGAUCGCCUCUCAAUGCUCCGCAAUGUCAGACCUUUGUCCGAAGACUUCUUCAGGUCGACAAUCAUAUCCUCAACCCUUGGCGGGCGUGUUUUCUUCGCUGGCCAUUACAUUUAGUGUUAUAUAUCUGUUCCCAAUUUAAAGUCAAACCAUUGUUGUGCCGAUUUUUCGAUUCGGCUAAGGCAUGACGAGCGUCGCAGCACUUGCCGCUCGCGUUUUGUGAUUCAACCUUCAAUGUGUACAAUGGUUGAUGUCAAGUCUGACGUCGCCGUAGCAGACG